GCGUGUUACCUGUCGUCAUGUUGAUAUCUAACAAAUUCGUGCAUUUUUUUGUUUUGUGCGCCAUCGGCACGUCGUUGAGCAGCCCGACUGAAUAUGUAAGCGAGGGUCGCGGUAUAGGUUCUACAUUAUGGGGCUGGAUAACGUAUCCAUUUACGUGGUGGAGUUCCACAUCAACUGAAAACGAAGUGGAAACCACAACGUCGAUAUUCACACACGAUAACAACAUAGAGAUAGCUAAACACAACGUCACAGUGUGGUGCAACGACCAGACCUGCACCACUAUGAAGUGUGACAAACACGGCUGCAGUAACAUUACCUGUAACAUAUACGACACGGAUAUGUCAGGAGUGUGUAGGGAAUAUACUAUCAAGCCUGAAGAAAUUCCAACUAGCAAACCAGUCACGCAAAUCACGGAGGAACAAAAGACAACAGUACCAACAGUAGUAGAAACUUCAUCAACACCGACAAGUAUUACGAACGCCGGAGUUGAAGAACGACCUUUAGAAUUAGAAGCGGUACUCUCUUCUACAGUUCCCAUUGAUGACGAAGAAAAAGAGGACGAUCAGUCUUAAUUUUACUAAAAUUAUUUUGUAAAUCAUAGGAAAGAUUGCAUGUGAAUUUAAUGUAAGUAAGGCAAAUAAUUCUAAUUUAAAUUUGCAUCCGCGUACUUAUGUAAAUAUUAUUUUUCAUCACUUUAAUUAGGUUAAAACAUCAACAGAGUUUGAAUAAGAUUGUCGUGAUAAUUGCAAAAGACAAAGGUGUAAAAUUUUAAUAAUUAAAAAUUUUAUUUGUUUUUUUUUUAUGUAAGGAACUUAAUUCCAUGCAAUCACAAUAACAUUUAAACCAUACCUGCAUAGUUUUAGGUCGAUUAAUUUAGGCUGCAUAUUAAUAUUUUAAGGUUAAAAUAGCAUUGUCGUUAACUUUUGUCCAUAAAAUGAAAUA
Messenger RNA from Papilio polytes (common Mormon), 942 nucleotides. RefSeq lists its product as uncharacterized. NCBI's taxonomy places the organism in Eukaryota, Metazoa, Arthropoda, Insecta, Lepidoptera, Papilionidae. The record is from RefSeq and is a predicted model, not a curated record. The coding region runs from base 18 to 572 and encodes 184 amino acids. The transcript has 2 exons.